Messenger RNA from Microdochium trichocladiopsis, 937 nucleotides. RefSeq names its product ClpP/crotonase-like domain-containing protein. The coding region runs from base 128 to 778 and encodes 216 amino acids. NCBI's taxonomy places the organism in Eukaryota, Fungi, Ascomycota, Sordariomycetes, Xylariales, Microdochiaceae. The record is from RefSeq and is a predicted model, not a curated record. The transcript has a single exon. Gene Ontology annotation, biological process: fatty acid beta-oxidation. Gene Ontology annotation, cellular component: peroxisome. Gene Ontology annotation, molecular function: enoyl-CoA hydratase activity; delta(3)-delta(2)-enoyl-CoA isomerase activity.
CCCGAUUGCGCCGCUGGAAAACCACCCAGGCGGGUCUGUGGUCUGCACGGAGCCCGCGCCACAGGUGUACCUCUUGACAUUUGACUCUGCUCCCGACAACCGGCUGACACAUCACUUUAUAUCUGCCAUGCUCACAGCCCUCGAUCUCGUGGAGGCCCGGCUGCCUUCCGGUGUUGUAGUCACCACGUCUGCCAUACCUAAGUUCUACUCCAACGGCCUCGACCUAGCGCUCGCGAGCAGCAUGGAUCGUUUCUUCGAAAAUCAUCUUUACAAGCUGCUCAGCCGCUUCAUCUCUUACCCCAUGCCGACCAUCGCCCUCGUCAACGGACACGCGUUUGCAGGAGGCUUCAUGCUCGCCAUGCACCACGACUACCGCGUCUUCUCGGGCUCCAAGGGCUUCCUCAGCGUCAACGAGAUUGAUUUCGGCGCUCCGAUCCCUUUCCCGCUACUCAACAUCUACCAGAUCAAGGUCCGGCCCAAUUUCGUCCGGGAUACGGUGCUCGAAGGCAAGCGGUGGACAGCGCAGGCAGCGCUCGAGGCCGGCCUCAUUGACAGCGCGGAAGGGUGGAAGGGUGUGGAGGCGCUUGUCAAGGAUCGGAAUCUUGUCACGAAGGGCUCGACUGGAGUAUACCGGCUCCUCAAAAAGGGCAUUUACAGAGAGCAGUUGGCCAUGCUGGACAGUCAAGGCGACGAGACGGCCAUUUUCAGCGACAUGAUGAAGGUGGAGGCCGAGGAGAAGGCUGCAAUCAGGAAAAAGGCGGAGGCAGCAAAAUUGUGAAGACCUAUCAAAUUUUGAGUUGGUGCCAAGCAUGGUGGAGUGCUUGGAUGCGCCUACCAUACAGUCGACAGCCGGGAUGAGACCACUGGGAUCAAAAGAAAAAAAUAUUAUCCAAUUUUUUGUUUUGGCGCUCUAGGCAGUCUAGGGAGAAGUAACUGG